Molecule: messenger RNA, 1640 nt
Organism: Impatiens glandulifera
Lineage: Eukaryota; Viridiplantae; Streptophyta; Magnoliopsida; Ericales; Balsaminaceae
Product: pectin acetylesterase 5-like
Exons: 12
Coding region: 36-1343 (435 amino acids)
Molecular function (GO): hydrolase activity
Source: RefSeq, a predicted model, not a curated record
CUUGAUUUCCUGCCGAUCUACGUUCACGGAGAGAGAUGAUAAGUCAGAGGCUUCGCCGGCUGAUAUUAUCGCAAAAAUGGACAAAGAAAGAGUGGACUGUGGCUGCUGCAGUCUCACUUGUUGUCCUCAUGUAUGCUUUCUCUUUUUUGUCCGAAUCACAGUCUAAAGACCGGUCCAAUGGUGCCCAACCCUUUGGUUCCUCUUCCGCGGUUUCAGUUCCUUUAACCUUGCUGAGGAAUUCCAAGGAGAAGGGAGCAUUUUGCUUGGAUGGUAGUUCUCCAGGGUACCAUAUACAGAAGGGUUUUGGAUCAGGCUUGGAAAGUUGGGUUCUUCACAUUGAGGGUGGAGGUUGGUGUGGUACAAUUGAAGGAUGCUCUUCUAGAAGGGGAACCCAAUUAGGUUCAUCUAAUAGUAUGGAUCUUCAAGUCCAAUUUUCAGGAAUUUUAAGUAGCCUACCCUCUCAAAAUCCAGAUUUCUUCAACUGGAACAAGGUGAAGAUUCGAUACUGUGAUGGUGGAUCUCUCUCUGGGCAUCCCGAAGCUGAGUUUACCAACGGAACUACCCUCCUUUUCAGAGGUCAGCUCAUUUGGGAAGCAAUAAUGGAUGAACUCUUGUCGUUGGGGCUAUCCAACGCUAAGCAGGCUCUUCUUUCAGGAUGCUCAGCUGGGGGACUGGCGACCUUCUUGCAUUGUGACGAUUUCAGAGAGAUUCUUCCAAAAGAUAUUACAGUCAAAUGUCUAGCAGAUGCAAGUUUCUUCCUUAACGAGAAAGAUAUUGCUGGACAGAACACCAUGGCAUCUUUAUAUCAAAGUGUUGUAAACCUUCAGGGCAGUGAAAAAAGUUUGGACAAGGAAUGUCUUACAAGAACAGAGUCGUCUAAGCAUUAUCAAUGUCUCUUCCCUCAAGAAUUUUUGAUGAACAUAAAGACUCCUCUGUUCCUUGUCCAUCCAGCUUAUGAUUUUUGGCAGAUACAACAUAUCUUUGUACCAGAUAAUUCUGAUCCUCGUGGAGAAUGGUUCAGGUGCAAGCGGAAUAUUCUUCAGUGUAACUCGGAACAACUCGAAGUACUACACGGCUACAGGAAUUCGUUGCUAAAGAUACUUGACGAUGUGCAACAAAAGAAGAAAUUUGGAAUGUUCGUAAACUCUUGUUUCGUUCACUGCCAGACAUGGAUGACUGAGACUUGGCAUUCUCCAAAUUCACCAAGAAUCAACAAUAAGACAAUUGCAGAAUCUGUGGGUGAUUGGUAUUUUGGUCGGAAAGAUGUAAAGCAUAUCGACUGUCCAUUUCCUUGCAAUCCAACAUGCCGUAAUAUGGACAUGUUACAUUCAAUAUUACAUUAACGAUUCGGAUAUGCGGAAGUUUGCCUACAGUUUUCCACCUCUCAACCGCCAAAGUCUUGUCUAUUAUGCUCUCUUUGCCUCCUGACGAUAUCUUUGGAGAAACUUCACCACCCAAAAGAUGAAAACUUUGGAUCUUCCUCUCAUAACAUAUCUGCAAUUUGUUGUACUAUAUAUUGAUUUAUGGGAUAACCCAUUUAUAUCAGCCACUAUAGAAUGAAUGCUUAUGUUUUGAAAACUAACUUCCUUAUUUUUGUCCAAAUCUUGGGUUAUUAAAGUGGUUCUUACUUUCAAACUUCA